AUGGGAAAGGGGAGCCAGAGAAAGCCUGACGAAAGAAAGAAUACAUACAAGCAUCACUACGACAAGAGGGGAGCCCGAAAUAGAGUUUUGCGAAAGCGCAGCAAGUCAAAGAAGCGCAGCAAGUCCAAGGAGCGCAGCAAGUCUAAGAAGCGCAGCAAGUCCAAGGAGCGCAGCAAGUCUAAGAAGCGCAGCAAGUCAAAGAAGCGCAGCAAGUCCAAGGAGCGCAGCAAGUCUAAGAAGCGCAGCAAGUCCAAGGAGCGCAGCAAAUCUAAGAAGCGCAGCAAGUCUAAGAAGCGCAGCAAGUCCAAGAAGCGCAGCAAGUCCAAGAAGCGCAGAAAGACUAAUAGUGAAGCAAGUCCAAGAAGUGCAGCAAGUCUAAUAGUGCAGCAAAGCGCAGCAAGUCAAAGAAGCGCAGCAAGUCCAAGGAGCGCAGCAAGUCUAAGAAGCGCAGCAAGGUCCAAGGAGCGCAGCAAAUCUAAGAAGCGCAGCAAGUCUAAGAAGCGCAGCAAGUCCAAGAAGCGCAGCAAGUCCAAGAAGCGCAGAAAGACUAAUAGUGAAGCAAGUCCAAGAAGUGCAGCAAGUCUAAUAGUGCAGCAAGUCCAAUAG
This is a messenger RNA of Ruditapes philippinarum (Manila clam), 606 nucleotides long. RefSeq names its product serine/arginine-rich splicing factor 4-like. Lineage: Eukaryota; Metazoa; Mollusca; Bivalvia; Venerida; Veneridae. The transcript is spliced from 3 exons. The record is from RefSeq and is a predicted model, not a curated record. The coding region runs from base 1 to 606 and encodes 201 amino acids.